Rotaria socialis is the source of this 10119-nucleotide messenger RNA. NCBI's taxonomy places the organism in Eukaryota, Metazoa, Rotifera, Eurotatoria, Philodinida, Philodinidae. The record is from the annotation of a GenBank genome assembly.
AUGGGUCAAGAUCUGUCAUUGGAUAAAUUGAAAACUCUCGAUUUACUUACAGUGAAUAAUCAACGCUCCAAUAAUAUAUUGUCGGCUGAGAGAAAAGAAGAUGCUUUUCUGUUUCUACCAUUGGAAGUGAUUGAUGCUAUUAGUAAGAAUUCGAUCUCAUCACCUGGUCGUGAUCAGAAAAGUUCAAUUGAAUUUCCUAUCACGAAACAAACGUUGAGCAAACAAAUUCGACAGGAUCUAUUUUUGCUAACAAAUUCAUCUGCCGUAGAUGAAUUGAACACAAAAAUCGCAAAUAUAAUUACACAAGUAUUCGAUCGUAUUGCAACGACUAAUGCAAAUUUACAAAAUGCCAUUCAAUCGAUCAACGAUAAACAACAGCAAUUAAAAAAUUCAUACGCUGAAAAAUUAAACGACGAUAAAAAUAUAACGACUUCCAUAUUUGCUCAAUCGUUUAAUGAUUCUGCCAAUUCGAAUAACGCAUCGAGUGAAAAUAAAAAAGAAUUGCAUCAGUUUCAAGCUGAACAACUCUCAUUUUUCGCGGUUCAAUCGUUAAUAUCCAUGCUCAUGAUGCUACUCAAAUCGAUCCACCAAUAUGAUUCUACUAUUGUUCAUCAAAUGCUCAAUUUAACAAAUCAACUUAUCGAACAAAUUCCACUGAAUUAUCUGUCGCCUGAUAUUUAUAAACAAUCGAGUAAUUUGUUUAAAUCUUUAAAACCAUUGACUAAUUAUAUCCAUGAACUAUCGAAACACACGGAAGUCGAUCCUAUCGCAGCAAGUCAAUCGAUUAAAAUCUUGUUGAAUUUUUCAGUGAUCAAAGCAUCAUUGAAAGAAGCUCUACCUUUGAUAAGAAGCUUAAUGUUCAAUACAACUGAUACUUAUGACAUACGAAGAUUAUUCAUUGAAUUGAAUAACGAUCUAACAAAGACAAUGGAUCAAAUCGAAAAAGAAAAACAGACACGAUCUGAAACAACAACUACACCACAGGGUGGUGCAGCGAAUAGUAAUGAAACAUCGACAGCACCGGCUAAUACAGAAUCACCCGUAUCUACUGAGAACACAUCCGAUAAUCAAUGUAAUUUUUCGGCUGCAUUGGAAUAUCUAAAAUCCAUUGAAGCAUUUCCAAACACACAAUUAUUAACAAUAAACGAGAAGAAAUUCACUGGCCAAUUCAUAUCGUCAGUGUUACUUGUUCACAUCGAUCUACACAAUCAACUUCAAGCAAAAUCACAAUUCGAUCGGGGCUCCAUGCACGGUUCAUUUUCAUUUUCAUUCGAAUCAGAAACAUUCAAAUAUUUGUAUGAAUUAAUCGAACAAUUCCUCGCAGGGCCGCCGUCGAAUCAUAAUUUUGAGUACAUCUUGGACGUUUGUCUACGGCUUUUUACAACACAUUUACAAUUUUUAAUAGCGUCCAAAAUUGAUAAUUUCCAUGACUUCUUAAGCGAAAGUGAUAUUGAAAAAUGGUUUACGCUAAUAUUAAAAUUAACUCUGCAUGAUAAAUCAGAAGAAAGAAAAAAACAAGUAUCGAAAGCAUUGAUCUAUUUGAUGGAGAAACAAACGAAAUCAUUUUUUGAGAUGUUAGCAUUCACUCAUAGAUACAUCAUGGAAAAUAAGCAUCCGAUAUUAGUCGAACUAUUCUUUGAUCUUUUGAAGAAAGAUGUAUUCAUAUAUAAAUGGAUCGAAGCUCUCAGCGUUGAUCAUCCUGCUCAAGACAAAACAUUAGCAUAUGCAACUUUACAUUCAUUUAUUGACAUUGUCUUAAAACCGAGUUCGAUGGAUGCUGAACACGUUAAGCGUAUACAGGAUAUUGUACGUAUGUUUCAAGAACUGCUAUUCGUAUAUUUGAAUAAUCAACCCAUCACUGUACCAGAUAAACUCGAAUCAUCUGCUCUAUCAACUGUUUUUAUCGAAUAUGCGACGCAUGUGAUUCAAUAUUGCAUCAAGGAAGGUAUCAAAAGUGAUCUAUUAGACCGACUUCUUCUUGGUUUAUGUGCUCUCACUGACGGCAAAUUUAACUUUGCUAUAAUACAACCCAUUUUUGCUACUCUUCUACCAUUGUUUGCCGAAUAUUUAAGUCAAACAACAGCAACAGACGAUGUCGACACACCAAAGAGUUAUCUAAUUUCGUGGCUGCUAGGAAAGAUGAGUUACCGUUUAAUUGUCGGUCCACCACAAAGUCCAUUAGAGAAAAAAUACAGUACUACAUUGAAGUUACCGUUAUUCGCUGGUGGAUACGAAACGUUGGCCACAGAGAACAAUUCCUAUUUAUCGCAGUUGUUUAAGUCUGAUUUGGUUGUUUACAGUCAAUUUGUAUUACCCUAUCGACGCCAACAAUCAUUGCUAGAUAGUGAGUUUUUACUCUCGAUUUAUAACAACGCCGAUCAAGGUGCACAAUUGAUUUCAAAAAUGAAAUUAUUUAUUCGAGACAAACAACGUGUCUUACCAAAAUCCAUUGAAUCCGAUGCAAAUGAUGCGUCUGCUGCCGUAUUUGCCGUCUAUAUCAAACACUACCGUCGUAUUGAUCUCGCUCAACACGAACUAACUCAACCGAUCGAUCAACGGCCACAUGCUAAACUUCUUUUACUCUAUGACUAUGCCAAUCAAGUACGAACAGUUUUCGCAACUACAAAAGCUCGAGGUGGCGAUUGUAAUGAACUUUGCAAACGAAUUAAAAACGAUGCAUUAUUAUUACUUGCAUCGGUCAAAGAGAGUGAAUUCAUUCCAACAAUUAAAGAGGAUUUCGCGUUGGUAAUGCCUAUCGCGAAGGAAUUUAAACUGCAACGACAAACAUCACGUUGGACAAAAGCCAAACAUAUUCUUCGCGUACUUCGUCAUGCGAUGAAUGCUUGUGUACGAUUGAAAUAUUUGAUGUUAGAAAAAAAACAAGCCGUCGAACAAAAAAAGGAUUGCGAAAGUGUCUUACAUCGUGCUAUUGUUACUUGUCUCUAUGGAAACGAUGUAUCGGCAGCGGCGGUGGGAAACGAUGAUUUGAAAAUUGAACCGGACGAAGUUGUUCAAUGUUUGAUUCGACAGUAUCAACGUGCUAUGACUCGAUUAAUUACCUAUCGAUUUUGUUCUCAAUUUAUCGAACAAUUAAUCAAUGUGAAAGAUAAUAAACGAGUUCUCAAUAUGCUUGUUAUGACUCUGUCGAAUUUGAAAGAUAAUAAUUUAGAUUGGCAUUAUCUCGAACAUGUUCAAGCAUCGAAUCAACAAUUGAAAAAAGAUAUCGGGUAUCGAUACUAUUCAAUUGUAAAACAAAUAUUAUCAUUUUCAAAGGAAUCUUCGAUGGAAUCCAAUACAAAAGCAAUAUUCAUAUUUUCUCUAUUUAAUCAAGUGAAUCUUUCCUAUGAUUUAAAGGAUUUAUGCCAUUUAAAUCAUUUUCAAUAUGUUCAAGAACUAUUCGAUUUGUUCGUGAGUUACAUUCACACGAAUUCGACUGAUGCCGUUUCAACCGAUAUGAAACUUGCAGCAUUCAAUUGGUUUCGUCUGUUGGUAUUGAGAUUAUGUGAAAAUAUUGACAUAGAAGAAUUACGAAGUAAAACCAAUCUCGGUAGUCGAAAAUCUCAUAAAAUCUUAUUACAACAACGUGAUUUGAUUUUUAACAAAUUAAUUUUAUCUGAACUCAAACAAUUGCAAGAAAAAAAAUCGACUGCUGUGUCAAAUAGCGAAAAUGAAAAUCCAUCAUUGCAAAAUGCUUCAAUCGGUUAUUUUAUUAAAUCAACAACAUCCGAAGAAUCAUCAUUGCCGUCGUUCAAUGUUGAUGGCUGCAUCAAUCAAUACCUGAUGCUUCUACUUCGCUGUGCUCAUUUAUAUGAUCAUGUUCGAUCGAACUAUGCCACCAUGGAUUAUAUUCAACAGCUAUUGAUUUUGUAUCAUCAAAAUCAACUUAUUAGUACGCGCCUACUAGCAUUGAAAAUCAUACGUGACUUAUUGGUAUUCUUACCGGAGAAUACAAACGAAACAACGACGCGAUCUUUUGUUGAAAAUUUAUUAACUGAUAUUUUAUUGACUAUUGGUCAAAAUUUUAAUUUAUUAGAAACAACUAAAACAAGUCUCGAUAUUGUCAUUGAACUCGUCUAUAUCUAUCGUACGAUGAUUUCACAAAAUUCACCAUGGCAAAAAGUAGCAACUAAAUUCAUUGUUGAUGCUAUUAAAUCGAGCACAAACUUUAAUUUUGCGUCAUUGGAAUCUGUUGACAUUCGACAAAUAAAUCUCUUUCUCGCAUCAUUAUGUAUCCUAGGUGGUUACAUUCGACCCUAUUGUUUAGGGUCGACUGUAGAAAUCUUUGUAGCUAAUAGAAGUAUUCAUGAAUUGGAGUCAGCAACAAUUAUCGAAAUCAAUGCCAGUGCUCUUGACACUGAUUCAACGGAUAUUACACCGUAUUUCGUACAAUAUUCGUCAACAAAUCAAACUGAAUGGGUUUCAUCGAAUCAAUUGCGUAUCAUGACUGAUGUUCUACCACCGAAUCUCGUACUUCUACCAAUGGAUGAUGCAGUACAUACUAUUCUCGAUACAUUAGGCUAUCUGGCGCAAAUCGAUACAACAAGCAUUGAUUCAUUACUGUUAUUGCAAAUAAAGCGUCGCGCGAUAACAGCGUUUUAUCCAUUAUUAAAUAAUAAGGCAACUAUUGAUAUUUUCAUGCAAAAACCUUAUGCAUCUAUUAUUGCCAAAUUAUCGAUAUCGGUUGAUAGUGUUGACUCAAUCAAUGCUACGCAAGCCAAUGAUUUACGAUUGUUUAAUCGAUUACAUUUAGAACAGUAUGAUUUAAGUUUAGAUAAAUGCGAAAGAACACAACAAAUCGUGGAAGACGCACAGAAUAUGGUGCGAACUGCAAAUGAAUGGAAUCAAAUGAAAAUCAUUCGUGAUUCAAAUGCUCUUCAAAUCUUAUCGCCAACGGAUUCAAUAGAGGAAACUUGGAAACCGAUUGCAUCGAAAAGACUGUUACAAUCCUAUCGACGAGGUCGAAUUGGAACGGACGAUAUUCGUAUUGUUUCUUUGCCUGCAAAUGAUACUCUACCAGCAUUGGAAGAAUGUGGUGAUAAACACAAAUUCAAAGGAAGAAUUAAUAUCACUGAUGAUACUAAUACCAUUCGUUAUCCAACUUUUAUUCUCGACGGUGUAGAAUUUACCGAAGGUAAUUGGUAUUUCUGCGUCAAACUUAUGUUAGGUGGUGCAGCACAAAUUGGCUGGGCAACAACCGGAUUUACUCCUAUGCCGGAGAAUUCAAAAGGUGUUGGUGAAGAUCAGUUUUCAUGGUGCUAUGAUGGAUCACGUGGAAUUUGCUAUCAUAAUACAAGCACUAGUUUUGGCCAUGAAACUCGCUGGGACGCUGAGGAUGUGUGUGGUUGUGGUAUUGAAAUCGAUGGCGAAAAUACGACGAUCAAAUAUUGGUUGAAUGGCAAAUUCUUAGGUACGGCAUUUUCACAUUCAAGCAAUACAACUAUUGAAUCAAUCAUAAAAACGGAUUUAUUGCCCAAUGGACUUGGUAGUACGAGAUAUUUUCCUGGUGUUACUGUACAAGUUUAUAAUAGUGUGGCUAAUACAGGUGCUAUUGAAUUCAUAUUCAGCCCGGAAGAUAUGACUAAAUGUCCUUUGCCAAAAGGUUACAAACCAUUAUUAGUGCCAACAUUAGCAACAAUAGACAAUGUAUUAGUCGCUUAUCCGUACAGUGCUUACCUCGUUGGUAAUAAUAAAAAUGAAUAUUUCUAUAUGAAUCGAUGUUCAAAGAAGGAUUUGACGGACGAGAAAACAUCUAUGCUACGUGAUUUUGUCAAUGAUCAUCAUUUCGAAGUACCAUUCAAUAGUGCUGCAAUUACCGUUGAUCAUCAUCAAUUAAAAUUAACGGAAGAUAGUGAUGGUUUCCCAUUGUCGAUUGAUACUUGUCAAUCGUUGACCAUCAGUUUCGAUUUUGAAAUUUUUCCAACGGACAGCUCGGAAAAUCAUGCUGAUGGACUUGAUAUAGUGUUAUUCUCGUUGGAAAACGAAAUAUUUUCUAGUCGAAUAUCUAUCAAUAAUAUGAAUGAUGAUUUUAUUGAUGAAACUAUGCCAAAUCGACAGCGUGUUGCCAUUGUAUUUCAAAACAACGAACAGACCAAAGUCUACAUUAAUAAUAAGUAUCAAACAUUGAACUAUUGUCAUACUUUUGAUUUAAGAACAAAGCCAAAAUUGAAUCUACAUCUUUUACCGUAUGCAAAUGUCGGCAUUCAAAAUAUAGGCAUAUGGAAAUAUGCACUUUCGGAAGAACAUAUUCGACGUCUUUUCACAUAUGCACUCAUGCAUGUUGGUAACGAUUAUGAAAAAUUGAAUGAAUAUCGACGACAAACAAAUACACUGACGUUUAAUGCAGAUCAGAAAUAUUUUGUAAAUGAAACACUGAUUCCAUUCAACGAACCUUUUGAUGAAAAUCUAUGGGAAACAAGAAAACAACAUGUUGAUCAUGAUGAAUCGUUCUAUUUCAAAACUAUACCAGAAAAGAAUCGAUCAGUUAUACAAUUGCUUGGCAAUAAAACUUAUUUAGUUUUAAACACUGCAAAUCAAGUUUGGCCCGAAUAUACACUGAUUCUCGAUAUUUAUCUACCCUCGCUUCCGUCAAUGAAUAGUCCAUCGAAUAAUGAGGCUCGAUUAACAUUAUUGACAUUGGAUACUGAAUCAGAAAUUUACAUAACUCACGAUGGCCAUAUUUGUGUAUCCGGAGGACAUCAGAGUUCAUCAACAGUGAAAGUGGAGGAAUACAUUCGUUUAUUUAUUUCUGUUCAACAGAAAUCCAUUCAAAUAUAUGUUGACGGUUCAUUAGAAAUCAAUGCAUCAAUUACAGAUGACCAAUUUUCAACAAAAAACAAGCGUAUGGAUCUAUUCCGUGAGACAGAUCCAAUCAAAAACACUACCGGCGAUGAUCAACUACGCAUUCAAUGCCAAUCGAUCACAUUUUGGAAUAGAUCAGCCGAUACUCUCAGUUCUUCGGUAGUACAAUUGAUCAAAUCCACUGAGCAUUCUUUAGAUAAACUUGUUACUAUACCAUUUUCGGUUCUCUCUACCAGUCUGUUAGGCAUCGGUUACAAAGAAGAAUCAAUUAAAUAUGUAAUGGAACAAUUUAAUACGACAAAUAUUCAUUUCAUCGAUACCAUUCUGCGCGAACAGCAUCAACAAAUAGAAAAUGCAUUUAUACAAAAUGAAGAAAAGAAGAAGAAAAACGUAAUAACAAGAUUGAAUUCCUAUGACGAACAUGGAACAUUAACAAUGUUGAUGAAAGUCAACGAUGAGGCGAAGCCAACGCCAUCUACUGAUAUUUUAUCUGAAAUUGCAAAUGUUGAUGAUGGUGCAUCAGUAGAAAAAGAAUGGUUUCGUAAAGCUGCUUGUCAUAUAGGUAUACAUGCUACAUUCGUUGAUUGGGCUCAAGAUAGAUCAAAGAACAAUGGAUCAAGGACCGAAGAUUCUCGUUACAAACUUGUCAAUCUAACUAAAGUCGAUUCUGGAGAAACAACAAUUGAUGAUGAAUCAAGAAAAAAGUUGAACAAAUCAUUACAUUAUGUACAUCGACAAAUACCACGGAAGACCUACCUUCAAUCACGUAAGAGCUGUGAAUACGGGCUCAUAACGAUCAACGCACGUUACACCAUAUUGAAUAUGUUAAAAGUUUGGUCUCAAGAAGAACAUUCAAGUUUGUUUCCACUUCACAAAUUUGGCGGCGCGAAAUUUAUUGUAACAUUAUUACGUUUGAUGGAUUAUCAUUAUACAUGUAGACGUACACAUGUCGGUGAAACUACCAAUUGGAUGACAUUGUUGACGAUGUCGAUAUUGAAAGUUGAGUUCAAAGCAUUAUUGAAAUCUACGACCCAGGAUCCAAUCACUGAAGAAAUUCUCAAUACAAAAGCACCGCUGUUUUAUCAAUUACAAAAACAUGUCGUUGAAGAAUCGAUUCGUUUUCUUGCUGAACCAAAUUUGAUCGAUGCGAAUAAUUAUGACGAUGAAACUGUCAAUGAACGAAUGUUAGUGAAACAAUCAAAUUCAGAUUUUCUUCUGAAAAUUAUCAAUCUCUUUUUGGAAUUGUUUACUGAUUCUGAAAUGAAAAAAUACAACGUUGAUCAAAUGAUUCGAUUACUAUUUCCAACGGUAUCCAUCAAAAUACUAUUCGAUCUAUUUAUGUUAUUGCCAUCGCACCGAUCGAAAAUAUUUAUUCUCAAAAUAUUUACUACAUUAAUUCAAGCGAGUGAAAAUUUCAAAUUACACGCAGAUAUUCUACAUUUUAUUCUACAACUUUUUAUUGAAUUAAUCACAAACAAAGCAUGUUCGAGUACUUUAGCAUUUAGAAAUUUUCGAAAUGCUACUAUGGGUCUUGCAUUUGCUGUGUUUGAAAGACAGAAGGAACUGAUUUUAGGAUUGGACGAAUGCCCAUCGGAAGCACGCAAUAUGUGGCUUCUUAUCGAUGUUAUGAAUAUUAUAACGAGCAAAGAAAAACAAUCCGAAUGGCCCGAACAAUUUCUUGCACAAUCAGGCUCACUUCUAGGCGAAAAAUUCCUAUUGACUAAAGAUAUGGUUGCCAUGACUCAGACCUUUUUUGACAUGAACGCUAAUGGACAAUUAAUGAAGUUUUUGAAUUUAAAUAUUAAUCUCGAUUGGAAUCCACUACCACAUGAAUCAUUAAACCAAUUCAUCGAAGCUUUACCAGCCGAAUCUACUCCUGAUUCGACUAAAUAUAAUUCAUAUACUUGCUUAUGUGACAUACCCUCUGUACAUAUACAAACACGUGCUAAACUUCUAUAUUUAUUCAAUACUUUUCUUGGUACAGUUCUGCCGAUGAUUGAUUUAGGUUUACCGUCAGACAACAAUAAUAUCGCCGGUCGAAUUCGAGCGGCAAGAAAUUAUAUAUUGUUUACAACCAAAUAUCAAUUGUUUAAUGAUAGCUUAAGUAAAACUGUGGACGGUUCAGGAUCAUCGCAAGAAGUAAGAUUUGAUACUGUAACAUCUACCAUCGGCGAACAUCCUCACGAUACAAUGUUCUAUCAAGCGUAUUCGCAAGCUUAUGCUAAUGCAUGUCAAACAUUUCGAAAAUCGAAUAACGAUCGAGUUUGGUCGGCUACAUUUGUAGGCAUGCAUAGUACGGAUGCAGGUGGACCCUAUCGAGAUUCGCUGACACGCAUUUGUGCCGAUAUAUGUAGUACACGUUUACCGUUAUUUAUUAUCUGUCCAAAUGGCCGCACGAAUAGUGGUUCAAAUCGUGAUCGAUGGAUUCCGAAUGUUUUCCCACCGAAUCGACCUAUACCUGAUGAGUUCAAGAAUCAGUAUCGUUUCGUUGGACAACUCAUGGGCAUGGCAAUACGUACAACAAAUCUUUUGGAUAUUCGAUUUCCGACUUUACUCUGGAAGCAAUUACUUUACCAAACAGUCACAAUUGAAGAUAUCGAAGCUAUUGACAUGCAAAGUUUUACUAUUAUCAAUCAAAUGGAAGAAAAUAUUAAACAAGUUCAAUGUCUUAAUGACUCUGAAGAUGGCGAUUAUCUAUUCAGUAGUAUCAUGAGUGAGCUAACAUUUGAUGUUGUUAGUUCGGCGGGACAGACUUAUGAACUUAUUCCUGGCGGUUUGCAUACGCCUAUAACAGCUACUAAUUUCGAAGAUUAUUGUAUGCGCUAUCGACAAUAUCGUGUGAAUGAAUUCCAUCGACAAAUCAAUUUCAUUCGGGAAGGUCUAUACAGUAUCGUACCAUCGUGUUAUUUGACUUUGUUCACAACUACAGAAUUGGAAGAAGCUGUUUGUGGUAAAGGUUACAUUGAUAUUGACAUGUUGAAACGUCAUACUAGUUACAAUAAUGAUAGCGAAACAACGCCACAUAUUGGACGAUUUUGGACUGUUCUACGUGAUAUGUUUAGUGAAGAACAGAAAAAAUUAUUUUUAAUAUUCGUUUGGGGACGAAAUACAUUACCGAAUAGAGACGACGAUUUUCCCACCAGUUUUUCAAUAACUCGUUUGGAUGCAGCUGGUAAUGUCGAUGAAACUCUUCCAAAAUCACACACAUGUUAUUUCACGCUUGAUUUACCACCAUAUUCAACGAAAGAAAUCAUGUAUGAACGUUUAAAUUAUGCUAUUACAUAUUGCUCCAGUAUUGAUACCGAUGGAACUCUUAACUAG